Messenger RNA from Nematostella vectensis (starlet sea anemone), 1941 nucleotides. Its product is annotated as protein DD3-3. The transcript has 14 exons. The record is from RefSeq and is a predicted model, not a curated record. Lineage: Eukaryota; Metazoa; Cnidaria; Anthozoa; Actiniaria; Edwardsiidae. The coding region runs from base 150 to 1865 and encodes 571 amino acids.
UUCCUGAAUGGUGUUGCGUAAUGUUAUUUUAGUCAAGUCAAUAUAAAUGCUAGUCCCACCAAACAUUUUCCAGUUCGGUCGAGUCAGCUUUUAAGGGUUUGUUAGUCUGAGCUGAAUUCGAGAAGAGGAGUGAUCUUGUAAGCCUUGCAAUGCAAGCGUUUGCUCUCAUGAUCGCGCUGUUAGGCGUGGUGUGCGCUGACAUCAACCUAUACAAUCCGAGGGGUAGCAACAAUCGACUUGACGAAAAUGGGCGUGAGAGAAAUAAUUCCAAUAGGCUUUUUGACUCCCAGAACAAUAACCGCGGCGGCCACAAUGUGGGCAAUCUGUACUACUACACCGGCUCACACGUUCAAGUUCAAUGGGCGAACCAGCAUUCGUGUGGAGACAUGAACAACGAGUGUGAGCUAGUCUUGCAGUACAUGUGCGGGGACCUGGUGCGAGAUGGGACCCGCCGCAAUACUAUCCCGGAUAACCCGAAUUCCUGCAAGAACAAGAAUUGUAAUACCGAUAAGAGGUAUGGGAUGCACGAGGAUUACGACUACUACAACGAGUGCAGAAAUAGAGCAAGAAACAGGGGGUUGUUCACCGCAGAUCGGAAACUCAAAGGAAUUACCGCCAAGUACACACGCCAGAACAACAAUGGGAACAGACGAGGCUACGAAUGUCCAGAGGAGCGUGAUUACUAUCCGUACUGGCACCCAACACCAUGGAGGGAUAUCGCUGUGUUCACCAAUAACGUGACACGAUGCUCGAUGUACACGCGGGAGAGCGAGAAUGUAAAGGGCCGCUACAAGUGCAAGGUUCCCGCGGAACUCCUCAAGAACAGCAAGUUUGUUAUUCCUGACACCAUGAAAGAAUGCAAGAAAAUUAAGAACGCCGUCUGGACCAAAUCCCAGUCACAUGGCAUGACCGCACCAGAGUGCCUACCCUCGCCAUGGUCACGUGACAAUCACCAGGGCAACACAGUCGGUGGGGAGUUCAUGAAGUACGACUGGACCGUUCCCGACAUGCCUCACGAGCGUUGUGUCUUCAGGAUAAGGUACAACAUCACCACGGGUGACUACCCAGCGUGGGACCCCACUACGGACUACCAGCGCAACAGCCGACCCAACAUUGCAAACGCAUUUCACUAUCAAGACAAAUACGACCUAAAGGAUAAGAAAGGCAAAAGGCUUAGUGACUUUGAAACACGGAGACGAGGUUACUACUACAGAAACGAUCCCGACGUGAGAAUCUUCGCAAACGUGCGUGGCUUCAAACUCCGCAUCCAGAUCAACACGAACCAGGACGGGAGGACAUUCGAGGACAGGAGCCACACAUUUGCCAUUCGCAAGCGCCCGUCGUACCUCAAGUCCGCCAAGAUCCAUAACGUAAACGUGCGAGGCAAACGAGGCAACAUCGUGCAAGUCUUUCCGACCACCGAGUACGACUUCGUCCCAAACACAGUCACCAUGAAGAGGAACGAAUACGUCCACUUCCAAUGGACUGGGUCUGACACCAACCCAGCCAACAAUGCUGGCGAGGGAAAGGCGGGCACAGACAGACACAAUGUGCUUCUCUUGGAGGGCAAAGCGUACCCUGUGGGAGUAAGCCGAUCUUUCACCUAUGGACACUGGGGCAGGAACUACCCCAUGCACCUAGACAACUCUUCCUUCCUGGGACUGGACAGACACGACCUGCAAUACCUGGCCAUAUCAUACCCCCAGUCCGCUAUCUCUCAAAACAAUGAGAAGUUGGAUUACACAGGUCGGUACUUUGACCUUGGACCGCGAAAGGUUACAAAAGCGGGGACAUUUUACUACAUGUGCACUAGAAACAACAACUUCACUAACAGGAGCCAGAAGGGGAGAAUCGUUGUCAAGUAGCAGAGCAACAGACUAAUUUGAAUUACUGAUGAUAACUAUUGUAAAGUUUAGAUAAAUAAAACGGGAGAACAUUGUA